CCUUCCGUGUCUCUGAGAGACCAAGCCAAGGCGGAGUGGAAUGAGAGGGGCGUUCUAGGACGUUCCUUCAGCAGCGUGAGGUUCCUGUGAGGUUAUCUGAAAGCCAGAUCCUUGGCCGCUCUUCCAGGCGGCUCUGAAAGACGCCAUGGGAGCCCGUCGCGUCCAAAGUCUGCUGUUCCUCCUCCUCCUCGGGCCCCCCUCCUUGGCCUUGGAGCCAAGUUUGUACUGUCACAGGGGCAUAUCCACGAGUGUAGAAAAGGACCCAAAAAGGACAUUUAACUGGACCACAGAGAAAGUUGAGACUUGUGACAGUGGGUCAUUCUGCCAGGAAUCCCUUCUGAUGAUUAAAGCAGGGGCCGAGACAGCAGUUCUGGGCACUAAGGGCUGUGUCACGGAGGGGACCCUGGCGACAACGUAUGUCCAGCACUCCCCACCCCCAGGCAUAAUCACAGUGUCCUAUAGCAGCUACUGUGAAGAGUCCUUAUGCAACAGCAAGGGGAGCUUAAUGGAGCUGUGGAGGGUGGAAGAGACCCAAGGAACGCCAGGAGGUGAGACAUGGGGACUGAGAGAAACUCCCAGUGUGUCACCACGCUUCCACUGCCCAACCUGUGUGGCUCUGGGAACCUGUCUGAAUGCUCCUUCUCUUCCCUGUCCCAAUGAUACAAUUCAGUGCUAUCAAGGAAGAUUUCGGAUCACUGGAGGAGGCAUCAACUCAUUUUUGGAGGUCAAAGGCUGUACAUCCAUAAUUGGUUGCAGGCUGAUGUCUGGGAUCUUUACAGUAGGGCCCAUGUGGGUGGAGGAGAUCUGUCCAUAUCAGUCUCUCCCUCAGCCCCGAAAGACUGAAAACGGGGCCACCUGGCUUCCUGUUUUGGUUUGGAGGUUAGAGCUAGUGCUGCUGCUGUUACUGCAGGAACUUGUCCAUUGUUCCUGAGGAAACGCUUCUCAUCCUGGACUGCAGGACACCUCUUCUGACUGGAAGCCUUCUGACUGCUGGUCAGCAAGUUGAGGAGCGACUGGAGAGCUGAAGAACAGAGAGUUCCUGUGGAUGUAUUUUAUAUUUCUAAUAAAGUUUCUGCUGUGAUUGGUAUAAA
This is a messenger RNA of Lutra lutra (Eurasian river otter), 1091 nucleotides long. It is a transcript of the gene TEX101, whose product is annotated as testis expressed 101. The record is from RefSeq and is a predicted model, not a curated record. Gene Ontology annotation, cellular component: plasma membrane raft; plasma membrane. The transcript has 6 exons. Gene Ontology annotation, biological process: binding of sperm to zona pellucida; regulation of flagellated sperm motility. Bases 146 to 931 code for a protein of 261 amino acids. NCBI's taxonomy places the organism in Eukaryota, Metazoa, Chordata, Mammalia, Carnivora, Mustelidae.